Messenger RNA from Spodoptera littoralis (African cotton leafworm), 1344 nucleotides. The record is from the annotation of a GenBank genome assembly. NCBI's taxonomy places the organism in Eukaryota, Metazoa, Arthropoda, Insecta, Lepidoptera, Noctuidae.
AUGCAGGAUAAUAAAAAUAUCGUGUUCACUGGAAUAAUCGCCAGCUCAAGUUCUUUGAACGAUCUUGUUAUAAACUCCGGUUACAUCGCUGUUCAAGAUGGAAAGAUUACAAAAAAAGGUUCUGCGGAAGAGUUUGAUCGACUUGAAAAAUCUGGUGAAUUUUCAAAUUUUGAAAUAGUAAAGUUGAGUCCGGAUCAGUUUAUCGUACCUGGGUUUGUUGACUGCCAUACACAUGCCCCUCAGUUCCCUAACAUCGGAUUGGGAUUAGAUCGUCCACUGCUGGAAUGGCUGGCAAAAUACACUUUCCAUUUGGAAAAAAAAUACAGUGACACAGAGUUUGCUGCUAAGGUCUAUGACCAAGUCGUUAAAAGACUAAUCAAAAAUGGGACAACAACAGCUUGCUACUUUGGGUCCUUACAUGUAGAAGGGACAUUAGAACUUGUAAAAAGUGCCAUUAAACACCACCAGAGGGCACUCAUCGGGAAAGUGAGCAUGAACAAAGAGAAUUUUGCUGGAUAUUAUAAUGAAACUAAAAAAGAAUUAGAAGAAGUUGAAACAUUUAUCAAACAUGUCAUAUCUUAUCAGAAUGAGCUGGUGGAACCUGUAGUGACUCCAAGAUUUGCAGUGAGCUGUGAUAAAGAACUUAUGGAUGGUCUGGGCGACAUUGCUAAGAAAUAUGACUGCAGAAUACAGAGCCACAUAUCAGAAAACACUUCAGAAAUAGACUAUGUAUUGGAAACUAAUCCGAAAUGCAAGAGCUAUGGUCAUGUGUAUGACGAAAGCGGAAUUCUGACCAACAAGUGUAUCAUGGCCCAUGCAGUACAUUUGACGGAAGGUGAACUGACUCUGCUGUCCCGGAAGGGAGUGUCCGUGGCUCACUGUCCGGCCUCUAACACACGGUUGAAGUCCGGCCUUUGUCCUGUUAGGAAAAUUAUCAAUGCUAACAUCACUGUUGGUUUGGGAACAGAUGUGUCUGGCGGGGACAACGCAUCGAUCCUGGAUGCUAUACGCAGGACUAUGGACAUCUCAGCUUGUUUGGAGAUGAGAGGCAACGACAAAUAUGCCCUCGACUGGAAAGAAGCUUUCUAUCUUGCUACAUUGGGAGGGGCUAAAGCUUUGAACUUGGACCAUAAGAUCGGCAACUUUGAUGUCGGCAAAGAUUUUGACGCCUUGCUGGUAGACGUAUACACAAAGGAUGGACAAAUCGACAAGUACGAAGGAACUUUACAAAGUACCCCCAAGGAAUAUGCUCUGGACUUGCUACAGAAGUUCAUAUACGUAGGUGACGAUAGAAAUAUCGUACAAGUUUAUGUUAAGGGAGAAAAAGUAAAAGAUGCCUUGUAA